This is a messenger RNA of Mycotypha africana, 1485 nucleotides long. Its product is annotated as heme oxygenase-domain-containing protein. Gene Ontology annotation, biological process: response to oxidative stress; heme oxidation; heme catabolic process. The transcript is spliced from 7 exons. Bases 252 to 1250 code for a protein of 332 amino acids. Gene Ontology annotation, molecular function: heme oxygenase (decyclizing) activity; heme binding. The record is from RefSeq and is a predicted model, not a curated record. NCBI's taxonomy places the organism in Eukaryota, Fungi, Mucoromycota, Mucoromycetes, Mucorales, Mycotyphaceae.
AUCUACUUUGUUAUCUUUCCUUUGAAAGCUUUUGCAGUAUCCUACUUCUUCGUUCAAGCCAUAUAAACAAAUCCAAAUGAGUGCUAUUGUCAGUCCUGCUCCUGUUUGCCCUUUCCAUAUCUCUAAAUCAGAAGAUAAUCAGUAAGUCUUGAUCAAACAAUCACCCUUUCUUUAUCUCUGAUGGACUAAUAACCUGGGCGGUAAUUGAUAGUAGUCUCGAAAAAAAAGAUGGUCAGAUAGGACACCACCUGAUGGAUGAAUCACCAGGCAGACAUCCCAUGAAUGAAAACAACGAAGUCAAAUUUACAAGCAAUAUGAAUCGUAUUAUUCCUGAAACCCAGGUGACAUCGACUAACAAGCUCUCUCAAGACUAUCUUGAGACCCCUGAAUUAGCAUCUGCUAUGAGAGAAGGAACCAAAAUUGUACAUAGUGCAGCUGAAAAUAGUGUAUUCACAAAGCGUUUCCUGAACGGUGAAAUAAAUGUUGAUGAAUAUGGCAGAUAUGUCACUUCUCUGUAUUUUGUAUACAGAACCUUGGAAAACUUACUAGCCCAGCACAAGCAUAAUCCUGUCGUUCAAAAAGUGCAUUUUCCUUACGAACUGAAUCGUGAAAACGCUCUUCUGAAAGAUAUAGAAUACUAUUACGGAAAGAAUCGUGUUGCUGAAAUGACUGAUUUCAAGAAUAUUACCCCUGCUGUACAAAAUUAUAUCACUUCUUUACAAGACGCUGCUGCCAAGGAUCCUUCCCUUUUGAUUGCUCAUAGUUACGCCCGUUAUUUGGGUGAUCUGAGUGGUGGUCAAAUCUUGGCGAAGCGUUUGAAAAAACAUGUUUUAAAAAUUAGUGCAAGCGAUCCUGCAUGGGAUUCUUAUGAGGGAUUAGAAUUCUAUAAUUUUGAUCACAUUGGCAAUCAUACUGAAUUCAAGACUCUUUACCGACAAUGUCUUAAUGAAGCUCGUGUCACUCAAGAGAUGAAAGAUACUAUUGUUGAUGAAGCUAUUCGCGCGUUUAAAUUGAAUAUCGCUCUAUUCGAUGAGAUUCAGUAUCUUUCUGAGAAUAACAAGUUACACACUACUGCCAAGGACAGAGGAAAGAAGAGUAGCGUUUCCUCUACUGUUACGGAGUCAUCAACCUUAGAAGGCAGUACAAAGAGAAGAGCGUUUAAUGCUGAUUGGUUGGUAGGCUUUGCUACCGGUGGUAUUACUGUUGCAUUAUGUAUCUCGAUCUAUAAUCGCAUCUAUAAUUCCCAGUAACGUAUUUUACUUUUGUUGGUGAAUAAUCACAAUAUUUAUUUAUCUCUUAUGUCUGCUUUAAACUCUUUGAUAAGUAUUUCUCAUUUCUUCAUUACUUUUCAUACAGUUAAUUUGCAUAACAAAGGAUCUUGCUAAUGUUACGUAAGUAAUGAUAGGAAGAAUGCUAUAACAUAAUAAACAAACUAGUCGAUUUUAAAAACUUUCAAAAUACCAAAGACAUUUUAAAGUGAUUUUG